CCUGUGAGUAACGAUUCUGUGUCCCUGAGUAACCAUUCUGUGUCCCUCAGUAACAAUUCUGUGUCCCUGAGUAACAAUUCUGUGUCCCUCAGAGUAACGAUUCUGUGUCCCUCAGUAACUCAAAUUCUGUGUCCCCUGAGUAACAAUUUCUGUGUCCUGUGUAUUAACAAUUCUGUGGUCUGGCCCAUGACGUAACAAUUCUGUGUCCCUCAGUAACAUUUCUGUGUCGCCCUCAAGUAACGAUUCUGUGUCCCCUCAGUAACAAUUCUGUGUCCCUGUCAGUAAAAAUUCUGUGUCCCUGAGUAAUCAAUUCUGUGUCUGGUCCCUGAGUAACAUUUCUGUGUCCCCUUGAGUAACAAUUCUGUGUCUGUCCCUGAGUAACAAUUCUGUGUCCCUGAGUAUUACGAUUCUGUUUCCCUAAGUAAGAACGAUUCUGUGUCCCUAACGUAACGAUUCUGUGGCCCUAA
This is a messenger RNA of Staurois parvus, 467 nucleotides long. NCBI's taxonomy places the organism in Eukaryota, Metazoa, Chordata, Amphibia, Anura, Ranidae. The record is from the annotation of a GenBank genome assembly.